AUGUCGAUCAAGUACAACGAGAAAAAUUUCCCCUACAUCGAUCUCGGGCAGGGCUACAUCAUCUACCUCGAGGAUGAGGACUACACGGACCCGCGCUGGGUCGUAAAGGCAGAACAGGAGCUACAAGAAACACCUGAACAUAAGGCUCGCUCGUUAGAACAGCUGCGUGAGUUGCUUCGUGGUGAGAAAAAGCUCACCGUACCGCUAGAUGACGAGAAGUACCUGCUGAAGUUCCUGCGGCCGCUGGCGUACGAUGUCCAGAAGGCAUUCGACUGCAUCCGGCACACGUACACGAUGAAGCGCUCCUACGGCAAGGAUUACUACGAAGGACGUAUCAAACCAUCGCACAUCCGGCAUAUCUACGACGCGGGCAUGGUGAACUUCCUGCCACUCCGUGAUGACGACGGUUGCGGCAUUUGCGUGACGCAGCUUGGCCGCAAGUGGAACACGUCGAAGAUCUCGAUGUAUGACGUUGUGGCCCUGUUCCGCAUCAACAUUGAGGCCUCGCUGAUGGAUCCAUUGGUGCAACUGAACGGCAUACGGAUCAUCUUUGACUUCGACGGCUUGUCCAUGUCACACGUUGCGCAGGCGUCACCAAAACACGCCAUGGUGAGCCUGCAAUGGAUCCAGAAGUGCUGCCCGCUGCAGCUCAAGAGCAUCCACAUCGUCAACAACUCGAUGCUGUUCAACGUACUGUUCACCAUCUUCAAGCCGUUCAUUUCGAAGGAACUGCGCGACAAGAUGCACUUCCACAACCGAGACUACAGCUCGCUGAACAAGUGCAUUAGCCCAAAAUGUCUGCCACCGGCGUACGGUGGCACGCUUGACGCGGCUGAGUGCGAAGGUCAACUGCUUGGGGACUUCAUGCAGCUCUACGACAAGCACUACGAAGCCAUGGACACGUUUGGCUACGACGAAAGCAGUUCCAACUAAUGGCAGCACUCGUCAGCCGGGUGCUGAGUCAGCGAUCGAAUCUACCGCCGGCUAAUCUGUGAUCGACGUCGUAUCGGACCCCUGUGAGCGCUGAACGUGCCCCUGCACGUUCAGUUUUUGCCUAAUAAAUACUGGAGCGGAGACUGCUCGUGUCCUUGACCGGAGGGUGACAGGUGAUGCAUCGCGACCGGAAUGGACGCUGAACGGAUGUUCGCUCCUCGAUCCACAAGACUUCUUCCCAGGCGAAUCCAACACCUGACGAACUGGGCACACAAUUAUGUAAGUGGUAGCGGGAGCAUAUAGCAUAGUUUGGGGAUUAACGGUAGGAUACAAAGCAGUCAAUACGUCAGCGACAUUGAAACGUGAGCUGGAACCACGCAUUGUUCACGGUCUCGUGUAGACAUUAUUUCACACGGGCAUAAAUUAAAGUUCAAGUACCGCGCGAAAGUGAGCCUUUGUGACGUGAAACGAAGAAUGACCGUCUAUUUAUUCGUUUCAUUAGCCACGUGCAGCAUUGCGUGUUAAAAAGCUUCGGUUUGUUUUAGGAAGGUUGUUGCAACCACAGAGCGUAUAGGGCGUGUGAAGUCAAACUAAAUUCAUACAGUUAAGUACAGCUAAACACAAAAUCAAACACCGAUGAAACGACUUAGGUGAAGUGUAAGAUGAAUUUUAUAUUCACUAAUAGCUAUUUUUAAUAAAAAAUAAAUUUUAA
Molecule: messenger RNA, 1645 nt
Organism: Anopheles nili
Lineage: Eukaryota; Metazoa; Arthropoda; Insecta; Diptera; Culicidae
Product: alpha-tocopherol transfer protein-like
Exons: 3
Coding region: 1-933 (310 amino acids)
Cellular component (GO): membrane
Molecular function (GO): phosphatidylinositol bisphosphate binding
Source: RefSeq, a predicted model, not a curated record